Molecule: messenger RNA, 1464 nt
Organism: Anoplopoma fimbria (sablefish)
Lineage: Eukaryota; Metazoa; Chordata; Actinopteri; Perciformes; Anoplopomatidae
Gene: qng1
Product: Q-nucleotide N-glycosylase 1
Exons: 6
Coding region: 38-1057 (339 amino acids)
Source: RefSeq, a predicted model, not a curated record
GUGUGUUUCUUUUCUAUACAGUAGUACAGCGUCCAUCAUGGAGCCACUUCUGUUUCCACGUGAGUCUGGGCAGUUCAUAGCAGAGCGGAGUCGGGAUGUGUUCGUCGAAGAGGAAGGAGUGCAGAAGGGGGCAGAGAUGCUCUACAGACUCCGACACAGUGAAGAUCUGACCGCCAGUGGCUGGAAGAAGGCGAAUCCUUUAGCUCCAGAACUGACGUCUGACCAGGCCUUGAACUGGGUGUUUGUGGUAGACACCAUGAACUUCUCAUUUUGGCCCGAGGAAGAAACUCAACAAUGUGAGGUGACCUAUAAAGGGACCACGUACACGGGCUACAUGACCCUGUGUGCGGCCAUAAUCAGGGCCAUGGACGAAGGUAUACCCAUCACUGAUCCGAAGUACUUCUCUCAGAUGAGCCUGGAGGAGUUGGGACAUGUCCUUCGAUCAGACAAUGAAACACCUAUGCCCAUGCUUCAGGAGCGCCACCAGGUGCUCACUGAAGGCGGCUGCGUGCUGCAGGAACAUGGCGGAAGCUUCCGGAGUUUUAUCAGCCAGGCCGGUAACAACGCCCAUAAGAUGGUGGAGUUCAUCGUGGAGAAGAUCCCUUCCUAUAGGGACGAAGCUACAUAUGAGGGGAGGAAAAUCUCGUUCUUCAAGCGAGCCCAGAUCCUUGUGGCAGAUUUCUGGGGCAUCAUGGAGGCCAGAGGAGAGGGUGACAUCAUUGACAUGGACUGGCUCACCAUGUUUGCAGACUACAGGGUCCCUCAGGCCCUUGUUUACCUUGGAGCACUACGAUACUCUGACGCACUGAUGCAGGUGCUGAACAACGGUGAGCUGCUGAGUUCAGGGGACAGGAGAGAGGUGGAGAUCCGAGGUUGUUCGAUUUGGGCUGUGGAGCUGAUCAGAGACCGCCUUUGCAAGCUGGUGCACGAGAGAGAUGGACAGACCUGCAACAUCAACUCCGCAGUCAUUGACUUCUACCUGUGGCCUUAUGCUAAGCAGCACCACAAAGAGAUGGCCCACAUUCCAAUACACCACACAAGAUGUAUUUACUAUUGACAAGGUGGCUGGCACCAUUACAUACCACUGUAUGUAAUGGUGACAGCCACCUCGUCCACUUCCCAGUGUGCAGCCUUGGCACCGGUACAGGUGCCUUUCCCUGGGAUAACGCCAAUCAUGUCUCUCUGCCAAAUACAUGUACAAAUGGGCUUUUCUCUAGCUGUAAUAGAAACAGGUGUCAGGCUUUAAUGUAGUCUGUUGGUUUAAGUGGGUAGUAACACUGUUCAUUGGCAGUCAAUUAAAAUGUUUACUGUUGAUGUGGAACAUUUUCUAUCAAACAUCUCGCUGUAAUGAAGACAAAGUGAUCACUUCGGUAUUUGAGCAUACAAUGAUGGACACAUUGGUGUAUCUGCAGCGGCUUAACCUUGUGAACUGACACUCAGCAAACAAUAAAAAUAAAAUUAUUU